UGUCAGUCUUUCUUUCUUUGAUAGUGAGAUCUUAACACUAAAGAAAGAGUCUUAACAAAGAGGGAAAAUGGAUUAGCCAUUUCCCAAGUGCCUCCGGCCGACACCAUGGGAGCCUCACCCUUAAGCUUCUCCCCAACUCUGUUACUAUUAGUUUCACCUUUUCUUCUUCUUCUUCUUCUUUUUCGUAAUCAUAACUUAAACCAAACCCAGCUAAUCAUUCACUCUUUUUCAGCUCCUCUGACUAAUAGUUAUUACAUUUAUAAUACUACUAGUACUAGCAGUACCCAAAGUGAUGAUACUUACAACACCAACCGUACAACUCCACCAAAAAUUUAUUUAGACUUUAUUGACUCAAAUUUUGUGCAUCCAAACAGUACUACUUAUAAUCAUAGUAUUUUGGGUGGUAAAAAUAUCAUCAAGAAGAAGAAGAAGAAGAAGGGUAGGUUGGACAGAAUUGAGUAUGAUUUGACUCAGGCUCGAGUAGCUAUUCAUCAAGCUAUUGUGUCUAAAAGUUUUAAGUCUGAUAGGAAAGAGAGCUUUGUACCAAGAGGUUCCAUUUACAGGAAUCCAUAUGCUUUUCAUCAGAGUCACAUAGAGAUGGUGAAAAGAUUCAAAGUGUGGAGCUACAAGGAAGGAGAGAACCCAAUAUUCCACAUGGGACCAGUGAACAACAUAUAUGGGAUUGAAGGACAAUUCAUAGAUGAAAUAGAGAGUAAGAAGAGCCCAUUUUGGGCAAGACAUCCAGAGGAGGCUCAUACAUUUUUUCUGCCAUUGAGUGUGGCCAACAUCAUUCACUACGUUUACAAGCCAAGAAUUACUGAAGAUGACUACAAACGAGAUCGUCUACAUAGACUGGUGAAUGAUUACGUUGGUGUUCUGGCCAAUAAGUAUUCUUACUGGAAUAGAAGCAAUGGUGCUGAUCAUUUCAUGGUUUCUUGCCAUGAUUGGGGACCACAAAUUUCAGGUGGCAAGCCUGAACUUUACAAGAAUUUCAUCAGAGUUCUGUGCAAUGCCAACACCUCAGAAGGAUUUAAGCCCAAUAGAGAUGCCUCACUCCCUGAAAUCAAACUCCCUGUUGGAAAGCUAGGCCCACCAAAAGCGGGCCAAGGCCCAAACAACCGCCCAAUUCUAGCCUUCUUUGCAGGCAGGGUGCAUGGAGGUAUUAGAAAGAUCUUGCUCAAACACUGGAAGGACAAAGACAAUGAUGUCCAAGUCCAAGAGAUGCUCACAGGGGCCCAAAAUUAUCACAAACUAAUGGGCCAAAGCAAGUAUUGCUUGUGCCCAAGUGGACAUGAAGUGGCAAGCCCAAGAGUGGUGGAGGCUAUAAGUGCAGGGUGUAUCCCUGUGAUUCUCUCUGAGGGUUACUCAUUGCCAUUUAGUGAUGUGCUUGAUUGGAGCCAAUUUUCAAUUAAAAUCCCAAUCUCAAAGAUUCCAGACAUUAAGAAGAUCUUACAAGCUGUUCCAAAUGAGCAGUACCUAGAAUUAUACAAGAGAGUGAUUAAGGUUAAGAGACAUUUUGUGUUGAACCGGCCGGCCCAACCAUUUGAUAUGAUUCAUAUGGUGCUUCACUCCGUUUGGCUGAGAAGGCUCGACUUUAAAUUUUGAAGCUUGAACUUUUUUUUGUGUGCAGUAUAUGUGUUGUAUAUACAAAUUUACAAUGGAAAAUUUAAAAGAAUAAAGUGAAGACUUUUUUUGUGUU
Humulus lupulus (European hop) is the source of this 1699-nucleotide messenger RNA. Its product is annotated as probable glycosyltransferase At3g42180. The coding region runs from base 106 to 1605 and encodes 499 amino acids. Gene Ontology annotation, molecular function: glycosyltransferase activity. NCBI's taxonomy places the organism in Eukaryota, Viridiplantae, Streptophyta, Magnoliopsida, Rosales, Cannabaceae. The transcript has 4 exons. The record is from RefSeq and is a predicted model, not a curated record.